UUGCUGGCUCUCUCUUUCUCCCUCUCUGUCUCACUCUCUCUCUCUCCCUCUCCUAUCCGAGCACAAUGAAAGCCUCUGUAUCGCCGUGACUCCGGGCGGGAGCCAGUGUCAGCAAGCGGCUAACAGAGGAGAAAGAGAAAGGAAAAUACAAGCUACUUUUUUUUUUUUUCAUCUAUAAAGCGGAGCAAUACAAGCGAUAGAAUCACAUUGCUUAUUGCGAGUCCAGACCCUCAGAUCCACUGGCUGGGGAUGGAAUGUACAAAAGUGGACAGAAAAGUGGCUGGACAUGACUCGGUGCAAUUUGCUGGAAGUUUGUAAGUUUGACCAUCGUUUGUAAAUUACUCUCGGAAGAGUUUGUCUCUCUUGAUACUGUAUUAGAAAAGAGCCGGGGGGUGAGGAAUAGAAACGUAAGCGGGAAAGAAAAAAAUGUGUUGAAGGAUCUCUCUCAGAGGCUAGCCACUUCAGAUUGCUUUCAUUUAAGGCUAGGAAACCUUAGAGGGAAUAAGGAUUUUACCGGUGAUUGGAUUAGCUGAAGAAAAAAUCACGGUCCCAAAGUCCAAUUACUGACAUUGUUAAGAAUUGAAAAGCUGUCUCCUUUUGGGAGAAGACCACAUCCUACAGUACCCCCAGGAAGAGAAAACACCGGAGCAAAGGGAAAGGGAGAAAAAUCAAAAGCCAAAAGACGGUCACCCUUGAUUUUUGUACAGUUUGAACAUUGACUUCAAAAACGUUCUGAAACAGCACUGGUUUUUGUUUUGUUUUUUUUAAAACGUGAGAAAAAGUAAAGGCUGCUGGUUACAUAGACCAGUAGAAAUGUUUCUUUACAGAAGCAUUCUCACAAAGAAUCUUCCGAAAUAACUAGGUGAGGGAGAGUCCAGCUCUCUGUUAAUACCUCUCUCAAUUCCUUUUGCUGUGUGUUCCUGCCUCUUGCUUGGCAAUCCCUGAAUUCCUGAACUAACCCCCAGAUCAUGUGUUUACAACGUGCCUAGUGGCUCUGGUCAGCUUGUUGGGGGGGUGGGGGGAAUCCACCAACUCUGUCCAACUUCUCCAGAGCUGUCAAAUCCAAUUAGAGUAAGUUGAUCAGGGUUUGUUUCCAACUUAUCCUCUCCAAAUGGUAUCUAUUCUUUCUCCCCACCCUUUUUUUUUUAACUAACUCCCCUCCCCCACACCUUCUGCACUGCUCCCCUCAACCUCUGAAGACCUCUAUUCAUGUGGCCCUGAACACUGAGCUCACAUUGUCAAAAACAGAUUUGCCUGCCAUAGCCAGCAGUAGCAUCUUUCCACCUCACCAUCUCAGAGGCAGCAAUCAUCGUGUCCAGUAGGAUGGGGGACACAGCGCCCCCGCAGGCCUCCGCAGGAGGGCUGGGGGGGGCCUCUGGGGCGGGGCUCCUUGGAGGGGGCUCAGUCACCCCUAGAGUGCACAGUGCUAUCGUGGAGCGCCUGAGGGCUCGGAUUGCCGUCUGCCGCCAGCACCACCUGAGCUGUGAAGGACGCUAUGAACGUGGUAGGGCCGAGAGCUCAGACCGCGAAAGGGAGAGCACCUUGCAGCUCCUGAGCCUUGUACAGCACGGCCAGGGGGCAAGGAAGGCUGGCAAACACACGAAGGCCACCACCACUGCUGUCACCACCACCGCCCCUCCACCACCCCCUGCUGCCCCUGCCACGGCCUCCCAGGCAGCAGCAACAGCAGCCCCACCGCCCCCACCAGACUAUCACCACCACCACCAGCAGCAUCUGCUGAGCGGUAGCAAUAAUGGUGGCAGUGGUGGGAUAAAUGGAGAGCAGCAGCCACCAGCAUCAACCCCAGGGGACCAGAGGAACUCAGCCCUGAUUGCGCUCCAGGGUUCCUUGAAAAGAAAACAGGUAGUUAACCUAUCUCCUGCCAAUAGCAAGAGGCCCAAUGGCUUUGUUGACAACUCAUUCCUUGACAUCAAAAGAAUCCGUGUUGGGGAGAACCUCUCUACAGCACAAGGUGGCCUCCAAGUAAAUAAUGGACAAAGUCAGAUUAUGUCAGGAGCUUUGCCUAUGAGCCAGGCACCCCUGAGAAAGACUAACACUCUGCCACCCCAUGCACAUUCUCCUGGCAGUGGCAUGUUUAACAUGGGCUUAAAGGAAGUAAAGAAAGAACCAGGAGAGACUCUAUCUUGUAGUAAGCACAUGGAUGGCCAAAUGACCCAAGAGAAUAUUUUUAGUAAUAGGUAUGGAGAUGACCCUGGAGAGCAACUAAUGGAUCCCGAGCUGCAGGAACUGUUCAAUGAACUGACCAACAUAUCUGUGCCUCCCAUGAGUGACCUUGAGCUGGAGAACAUGAUCAAUGCCACCAUAAAGCAGGAUGACCCAUUUAACAUUGACUUAGGUCAACAAAGCCAGAGGAGCACGCCCAGGCCCUCUUUGCCCAUGGAGAAGAUAGUGAUCAAAAGUGAAUAUUCACCUGGCCUGAUUCAGGGCCCCUCAGGCUCUCCUCAGUUGAGGCCCCCAUCAGCUGGUCCUCCAUUUUCCAUGGCCAACUCUGCCCUCUCCACUUCAUCACCAAUCCCAACUGUCCCCCAGAACCAGGCUCAGCCUCAAACAGCAUCAGGAGCAAACCGGGCUCUGACAAGCUGGCAAGAAGUAUCCCAUGCCCAGCAGCUCAAACAGAUAGCUGCCAAUCGUCAACAGCAUGCCCGGUUGCAGCAGCACCAGCAGCAGCACCAACCUGUAAACUGGCCAUCUUUGCCUUCUCCUGCUGGACCACCACCAGGUCCAUUUGGGCAGGAGAAAAUCCCCAGUCCUUCUUUUGGUCAGCAGCCAUUCAGCCCACAGGGUUCCCCCAUGCCUGGGGUAGCAGGCAGCAGUAACCAGUCAAAAGUAAUGGCUAACUACAUAUACAAGGCCAGCCCCUCAGCCCAGAGUGGGCACCUAGAUGUGCUCAUGCAGCAAAAGCCUCAGGAUCUCAGUCGAAGUUUUAUUAACAACUCACAUCCAGCUCUGGAACCCCGUCAUAACAACACCAAGCCUUUGUUCCAUUUUAACUCAGAUCAAGCAAACCACCAGUUGCCUUCUGCUUUACCUUCCCAGAGUAAGCCUUCUCUCCUGCACUACACUCAACAGCAGCAGCAUCAGCAGCAACAGCAGCAGCAGCAACAACAACCACAGCAACAGCAGCAGCAACAGCAGCAGCAACAGCAGCAGCAGCAACAGCAGCAGCAGCAACAACAGCAGCAGCAGCAACAACAGCAGCAGCAGCAGCAGCAGCAACAGCAACAACCACCCUCGCAGCCCACCCAACCUUUACCAACCCAGCCUUUGCUAAGGUCACCCUUGCCUCUUCAACAAAAGAUCCUGCUUCAGAAAAUACAGAAUCAGUCUAUCACAGGCCUGGGAUAUCAAGUCUCCCAACAACACAGACAGGAUCAACACUCUGUGGUAGGCCAGAACACAGGCUCCAAUCCAAGUCCCAGCCCCUGCUCAAAUCCAAACACUGUAAGUGGUUACAUGAACUCCCAGCAAUCACUGUUGAAUCAGCAAUUGAUGGGAAAGAAACAGACUCUACAGAGGCAGAUCAUGGAACAGAAACAGCAACUUCUUCUCCAGCAGCAGAUGCUGGUUGAUGCGGAGAAAAUUGCUCCACAAGAUCAGGUAAACUCACAUUUGACAAGGCCACCCCCAGAUUACAAAGACCAAAGAAGAAAUGUGGGAAAUCUGCAACCAACUGCCCAGUAUUCUGGUGGCUCAUCUACAAUGAGUUUAAACGCUAACCAGGCUUUGAUAAACCCAGUUUCAACACACACCAUUUUAACUGCAAAUUCCAGCCUGAUGUCUUCUUCCCAUGGGACAAGAAUGCCAUCAUUAUCCACAGCAGUUCAAAACAUAGGGAUGUAUGGAAAUAUGCCUUGUAAUCAACCUGCCACGUACAGUAUCACUUCAGGAAUGAAUCAAUUGACCCAACAGAGGAAUCCAAAUCAAUUGAUAACAAAUCAAAACAAUCCUUUGAUGCCACGGCCUUCUACCUUAGGGCCAAGUAACAGUAACAAUGUGGCCACUUUUGGAACUGGAUCUGUUGGUAAUUCACAACAAUUGAGACCAAAUUUAACCCAUAGUAUGGCAAGCAUCCAGAGAACAUCAAAUGUAGUGGUCACAUCCAACACAACAGCAGCGAACUGGGCCUCUCAAGAAGCAGCAACCAAACAGCAGGAAGCUCUGAAAUCCGCAGGGGUUCACUUCCCCACAGGGACCCCUGCAGGCUAUACCCCAAACCAGUCACUGCAACAGGCAGUAGGUAGCCAGCAGUUUACCCAAAGGGCAGUGGCUCCUCCAAGCCAAUUAACACCAGCUGUGCAAAUGAGGCCCGUGAACCAAAUGAACCAAACACUAAACGGACAAACCGUAGGUUCACUCAGGGGUUUGAAUCUCAGACCCAAUCAACUAAGCACACAAAUUUUGUCUAAUUUGAACCAGUCAGGAACUGGGUUGAAUCAGACAAGGACAGGCAUAAGCCAGCCGCCAUCUCUGACACCCAACAAUUUUCCUUCAUCCAACCAAAGUGCCAGGGCUUUUCAAGGAAGUGACCAUGGCAGUGACUUAGCUUUUGACUUCCUCAGCCAACAGACUGACAACAUGGGUCCUGCCCUAAACAGUGAUGCUGAUUUCAUUGAUUCUUUAUUGAAGACAGAGCCUGGCAACGAUGACUGGAUGAAAGAUAUAAAUCUGGAUGAAAUCUUAGGAAAUAACUCUUGAAGGAGAAAGGGGAGACAAUUUACGAACUCUAAGCACUAACAGGCAGUAUUUUACAAGGAUGCUGAAAGGGCAAACCUAUGACUUCCAGGUGGACUACAUGAAGAUAUCAUGGUUUAAAAGUGGAAGCAGAGGGUAACUGCAGUGGUGACUACUUUGGUUCGAAUUCUUGUAUAAAAAAUCUCAAACCUUAAAGUAAAACAUUGGGAUCACUUUCCCCUAUAUAAGCUCCAGGACAUAUUAUCCAAACAAAACUGUGAUGUUGGUGUGUAAUUAAUUGUGUAAAAUAGGCUUCCCAUGCUCUUUCUCUGAAAGAAAAUAGAACUUGUUCUUUGUUUAAACCCCAUGUCAUGAGGUAAUACUAGUUCUAAGCAACAAAAACCAAAUUCCUUUAUUUGCUUUAAUAGAUAGGUGUGGUUUAAUUUUUCCACUGUCUUUUCAUUUAAUUUUCCUAAGUUUAAGACAUAGAUAAAAAUAUUAUAGGUUUGUUUGAAGUAAUCAGUGUCCUUUGUAAGGGAAAGCCAGAGAACCUAGAAAACAUCUAAUGGAUUACAGAUUCCCCUCCCCUAGACUCAGUAUUCAUUUUUGCAAUUUUCUCACACAUUCUACACUUCAAUGGGAUUCUGUGUCUAGUGAUGAAACCAGAAUGUAGAACUGUGCAACUUCAUUUUGGCUUCCACAGCCAAUUUCCAAAUCCAUUCCCAAGCAAGUUUUCAGUACAACCUAGACCUGGUCUAAUCCUACUAAAAUAUUUGUGCACACUUGUCUGCAUCAAACUUUGUUUUAAAAAAAAAGAAGCCCUGAACAUUGCUAUAAUGGAGAUUUAUCUGGCCACAAAUAACCUGAGAGAUUACUUCUUUUGAUUGAUGGCCACUGGUCUUUUCUGAAAUUGAGUGAAAUUGAGCCUUGUCCUUCCUCCCUACUUAUUCUGAUGACCAGAGAAUGGCUUGUAAGAAAAGUAAAUCUGGUUUUUUUAAAAUUAAUUUUAUUGGUACAUUUUAGGUAUACAAUAUAAUGACAUUCAUCAUUGGAAAUUUGCACUUUUACAUAAUCUCUCUUGGUUCUUAUUUUUCCCCCAUUCCCCUGCCCUCCCUCCAACCCCUCCAUCCCUCCCUAUUUACAAAGACUUUGUUUCCAUUUUUUCAUUUUCUCAUAUUAAUUCCUUUCCCUUCUUUCCUUUCCCGUACCCCUUCUCCUUCCCCUUCCCCUUUGCCCCUUUUCUUCCUACAUCACAUUAUCUACCACCUCAUCUCAGAAAGACUGGCUGCUAUCAUGAAAUCAACCAAUAACAAAUGCUGGCAUGGCUGUGAGGAAAGAGGAACCCGGCUCCACUCCUGCUGGGAGUGUAGACUGGUGCAAGCACUGUGGAAAUCAGUAUGGAGAUACCUCAAAGAACUAGGACUGGAAGUCCCAUU
Heterocephalus glaber (naked mole-rat) is the source of this 6128-nucleotide messenger RNA. It is a transcript of the gene Maml2, whose product is annotated as mastermind like transcriptional coactivator 2. Gene Ontology annotation, molecular function: transcription coactivator activity. Lineage: Eukaryota; Metazoa; Chordata; Mammalia; Rodentia; Bathyergidae. The record is from RefSeq and is a predicted model, not a curated record. Gene Ontology annotation, cellular component: nuclear speck; nucleoplasm. Gene Ontology annotation, biological process: Notch signaling pathway; positive regulation of transcription of Notch receptor target.